GGGAAAGCUGAGUGCAGUCGGACGUGCACAGUGGACUUUAAGGAAGCUGGUUUCAAAAAGCUUGAGGAGCUACUGGGAGAGAUCUCAUGGUCAGAAACACCCAAAAAGAUGGGGGUCAAAGAUGGAUGAGAGUUUCUUGAAGGUGGACUAUUGAAGGCGCAAAUGCGGACAAUACCAACAAGAAAGAAAAGCGGGAGGCAUCUAAGGAAACCGGUAUGGCUUGCAGAUGAGCUGAGAUUUAAGAAUGGCAAGUAUAAGAAAUGGAAGAAAGGGGAAAUCACAAAGGAGGAGUAGACACGAGUAGCCAACAGUCGCAGGGAGAAGGUCAGGAGGGCUAAAGCUUAGAAUGAGCUCAGGCUUGCAAGAGAGGUUAGCAAUACAGUGGUACCUCAGGUUACAGACGCUUCAGGUUACAGAUGCUUCAGGUUAGACUCUGCUAACCCAGAAAUAAUAGCUCGGGUUAAAAACUUUGCUUCAGGAUGAGAACAGAAAUCGUGCUCUCGCGGUCUGCAGCAGGAGGCCCCAUUAGCUAAAGCGGUGCUUCUGGUUAAGAACAGUUUCAGGUUAAGAAUGAACCUCCGGAACGAAUUAAGUACUUAACCCGAGGUACCACUGUAAUAACAACAGGUUUCUUUGGCCAUGUUCGAAGCAAGAGGAAGAACAAAGCAGUAGGUCUUGUGCGUGGAGAAGAUGGAGAAGUGCUACUGAGGGACAGAGAACACCUACUUUGUCUUCACCCAAAAGCAGUGCUCAGCCUGGUGAUAACAGAAUAAAUGAUGCAAGGAGGGAGCUGCAGCCCAAGGUAAGGAAAAAUGGUGGGGGGAUGGGGGAGACACCUGGCUACUUUAAAUGAAUUUAGAUCUCCAGGGUCUGACCAGCUGCAUCCAGGCUAAAAGAUACUUCUCAGAGCUUCUGUCUCUAAUCUUUGAGAAUUAUUGGAGAAUAGGUGAGGUGCCUGCAGACUGAAGGCGGUCAAAUGUUAUCUUCAAAAGGGGGGGGGGAGAAGACCCAGGUUACUGCUGACCAGUCAACUUGACGCUGAUGCCAGGAAAAAUCCUAAAACAGAUAAUUAAACAGAGGUUGGAAGGCCAUCUGUCAGGGUUGCUUUCCUUGAGAUUCCUGCAUUGCAAGGGGUUGGACUACAAUUUUAUGAUUUUAUGCUACUGAGCUUGAGGUUCCCCACUCAAUGGCUUUCUCUCAUUUUCUCUUUCUUCUAGGAUUCAACGCAGCAUGUUCUGGGAAUGAACGGCCUCACUUCUCAUCUGCUGAAGCACAUUUCCUCUCAUCUAAACUCUCUUAGCAGAAACACUUUCAAUCUCAGUUUCUGCUUGGCACACCUGAUCACAACGGACACGGUGUCUGCCUACUUCUGAGCAUUUUAUGGUUACUGAGAUGUUCUCACCAAUGCAUACUCUCUUAACAGGAUCUGCGAUGCAGCUGUUCCCCGAUUCGCUUUUCCCAGCAAGGCAUCUGAUGGUCAGAUCAAACUGUUCAAAGGAGCUGGCAAGUGGUUAGGCUUCCAAAGAUGGAAAGUGCUAUUCUGGACCACAGACACUAGUUACACACAGGCUGUGCUAUGGGACACCCAGGAAAUAAUUCUCAGGUGUUUUGUUUCAUUGGAGCCACACUGCUGCGCCAGACCCUCUUUUUCUAUAAGCCCUGGAAGGCAGCCCUCCUUCUGCACGCAGAGAAGUCAAGUUCUGUGGCCUGCGGCAGUAACAGAAAGUGCAAACUGCAACACAAAGCUGCAGUGAACCCUCACCUUCUCCUUUUUGCCCUUUGUUUCAUUACCGACUCCAUGGUUUGGGUUUUGUUUCCCAGCGGCUCAGUGUUUGCACCACCAGCGGCCGGCACUCGCUUUCUUUUUUUAAAAAAUGUAAUAUUUAUUACUUUUCCAACAAUUUAAACACUACAAAAACAAUACAAUACAAUACAAAAACACUACAUAACACUAACACAUUAAACUAACAAAACAAAACAAAAAGUUAAACACAUCAAACAAUUUCAAUAUCUUAUCUUUCAUUCACUUAUUUCCACGACCUCCUCGCACCUCCCUUUUUGUAUUCCACUUCUGUUAAUUGUUUCAGCAAUUCCUUUCCAUCUUCCUCUGUUUUCUAUCCUAUAAUUAUCUUAACACAUUCUAACCUUAUUUUUCCCUUUAAUUCUCUAUUAAUCUAUUUAUACUUAAUUCCUUAUAACAUUUCUACUAAAGCCAUAUAACUUCAUUCCAACAUUUUUCUAACAUUCAUUAAUUUUACAGUAUUUCUGUAAAUAGUCUUUAAACUUUUUCCAGCCUUCUUCCACCGACUCUUCUCCCUGGUCUCGGAUUCUGCCAGUCAUUUCCGCCAGUUCCAUAUAGUCCACGGCACUCGCUUUCUGAGUUGGCUAUUAGAGGGACUGACAUCCAGAUUUAGAUAUUAGGUUUUCAUUGCAUAACUUGUCACGCAGGAGAACUAUGUGGGGCAUUCAGGUCACCCGGUCAAUGAACACCGUGUUGCUAAGCCCUCUGCCUUGGCUCCCAAUUUUUCUUCUGCAAGCAAAGCUCAGAGAUUUACAAGCCUAUCUGGGCAUCCUUAUGGACCAGGAACUUGCUUCUAAAGAACAAGCAGAAGCCGAUAUGCUUAGGCUGCUAAAAUAGCCAAACACCCUUUGUCUGCAUAUGAUAAGUGGCCGAACACACAGCUCAUGCUGUCAGGCCACCCACUGCCCUAGAAAGUGUUGCUUUUUCAGCAUGACUAAGAAUAAUACAGUGGUACCUCGGGUUACAGACGCUUCAGGUUACAGACUCCGCUAACCCAGAAAUAGUACCUUGGGUUAAGAACUUUGCUUCAGGAUGAGAACAGAAAUCGUGCUCCAGCAGCGUGGCAGCAGCAGGAGGCCCCAUUAGCUAAAGUGGUGCUUCAGGUUAAGAACAGUUUCAGGUUAAGAACGAAUUAAGUACUUAACCCCAGGUAGUAAAGGUAAAGGGACCCCUGACCAUUAGGUCCAGUUGUGGCCGACUCUGGGGCUGCGGCGCUCAUCUCGCUUUAUUGGCCGCCCUACUCCCACCAUGAAUACAUAGGUGCCGGCUCCCUGGGGGCCGAAGCGCCCACAAAAUUCCCCAUGAAGGGGCCGGGCACCCACAAAUUGCGGCACCAGGGCCAUGCACGCUGCCUGGCACCCACUGCCCUGGUCACCCACAGUCGUGGGACCAAGCUGGCACUCCUGCAUGAGCAUGAACAGAAAGAGAAAAAAAUUUAAGAACAGACAUAUAAUGAUAUUUGUCAGCAGGGACUGAUAUGAUAGUUUUGAAUGGCUCAAAGCUUUCCAAGAAUCUGCAGUUCUGAGCAUAAAUUGACCUGGUUUCUCUUUCCUUUUCUUUGCCUCUGUCUGGUUUCUUGGAUCUAUAUUGGACUUAUCGGGUCCUUAGUUCUGAAGAACAGAAAGUGAUGCUUGAGGGGCACAAUUAGACAGCGAGGGGCAGAUCUCCCCCUUUUUCCACUAAGCAGAAAGUCGCCCUGUCCUUUUUUAGUGGCGGUUAAUAAUUGCUUUUCUGGAUCAAAUGCAGCAGUCUGAUUUCCAAAAAACCCUCAGCCAGAUAAGAAGCCAGCAAACGGGAUGUCGUGGCAACAUCACUUCCCUGUGGCUUGUCCCCAACACCUGGCGUUCAGAGGUAGACUGCCCUCUGGAUGCAGAGGUUCCAUUCUCGGAUGUCUUUGUUAAUAGCUGCUCAUUGAUCCAAAGCCCAUGGAAGCAUCUGCGGUCCAUUGAGAACAACAGAAAACGGGCCCUGUUGGUGGAAACAAGGGCUCCAUCACACAACCUGUUUCUUGGGCCUUCAUCCCUCACAAAACUUACACACGGAAGUGAGACUAGGGAGCACUGAAUCCAAUUUGUUUGCAGGGAAUGAGCAUCAUCCCAUUAAAUAUCCAUUCAUAUUACACUUUUCCUUGCCACUUUCCUAACAGCAAGAAGCCCAAUUUCGUUCAUAACGCUGAUUUGUUGCACUAGGAAAAUGGAACAUGUAAAAAUCCAUGUUAAUCGCACCAACCUAAGUUGCUAAACCACUGAUCCUAGG
Molecule: messenger RNA, 4057 nt
Organism: Podarcis lilfordi (Lilford's wall lizard)
Lineage: Eukaryota; Metazoa; Chordata; Lepidosauria; Squamata; Lacertidae
Source: the annotation of a GenBank genome assembly